AUGUCCUUAUCCUCGAAAUUUCCUACGGACUCUGUCGUUCUUCAGGACUCUGCUGUCGUCGCUCUCGCACGCGGACUACAGCCGUACCUGCCCGCAGGACAAACUGUAUCUACGCGCGACGGCCACGCCGUGCGUUCUCUUGGAUGGAUAAUUCUCUCUCAUUUGGACACGCGCUCUCGCGCAUGCAUCCUGGCGGAGCAGCGCCUUUGGGUCAACGAUAUUUGGACCUUUCCUUCUUGGCUCGCCAUAUCGACUAUCGCCCGUAGGGCCGACUAUCUCGGCGACCUUAUCGAUUUCGACCGCGUCUUCGCCACAUUUUCGUCCACCCGCUCUUCCGCGGUGACUUCCGCGUCAUCUUCACAUGGAGAUCUUUGCCAAGUUCUUCACCGCGCUGGCGUUCUAUACUCCGGCACAUCGCGUCUCUGCUUUGACGUCGGCGUGUCGUCGUUCUUGAUUUCGCUUUUUCGCACUAGCGCGUUCACAGAUCUCCACACGGUUCGCCUCUACGUGGCUUCUUCGACUUCUUUUCAGUCCUUCGUCCUUCCAUGCCUGCGCAUACUUCAAUUAUACGGCUCGCGGGACGUGCGCACCCGUCCGACUCUCGCUUGGAGGUCUUCACCUGUAAUCCUUUCGUCAGCCCUCAAGGGCAUCUUUGCGGGAACUCGCCUUGAGCGUCUUGAGCUUGAGGGUCUUGACGUCAAGGCAGACGCAGCCCGGGUUAUUACCGACGCUGCUAUUCGCGACGUUCAAAUGAAGCUUCGUAAACCGUCCAGCGUAGCGGCUGUUUUGGAUUGCUACCCCGAGAACCGCCCUUUUUCGAGGCACGUCAUCUACAGCCGGCCGUCGUUUACGGAGCCGCUCCCAGGCUGGGUCUGGCGCUCUGCGUCAAUGUACCCCGAUCUUCCUUUAGCCGUCGUCUUUGAGGGUAGCCUGACUAUGGCUUGGAUUACUAUACUCCCGAUGGGAGAUUGGCCAGACGCUGCCGCUCCGUAUUUUCAAGAGGGCGCGGACUCCGCGGAGUACUACCCCCCCAAGCUGCACCAGCCUACUCUCAUCGUUCGGUAUCAUCGCAUAUCCCGGCUUUACCUUCCUAAUCACGGCACCUCCUACCUUGACGCUAUGGUUGCAGACCUCCAGUCGUACUGCCUUCCCGUUGACGUUUUCAUCGCAAGGGAGCUUCGCUUUACGUCGGAUGGUCAAACUCCGUGGCUUCGUCGAUCACGUCAUUGCGGUCUUGCUUUACGGGCAAUGCCCAACAUAUACCGACUUGUCAUCGAAGACGAGCGUUUGGCAGAUAUUAUCUUGGAUGCACCUCCUUCGUGCACUCGUGCGGACUUUGUUUGCCGGUCUGAUUGGUACGGCAGAUCCGGGGUUUUGGACGCUUUGUCUGCCGCUAGAGAGCACCGCACGACUUCGUUGUGGCUUCGGGGUGCUUCUAGACAGUGCGAUCAACACGUUGUUCAGCACCUAUCGCACUCUGUCCCUCAUUUCGUCGAUGCGCGUCGUCCUACACACUUUCAUGCGGCGUCGUCUCUCCUUCAGAUGGAGUUAGAGACUGCGCAGGAGAUCGUACGGUAUCACGAGAUGAAGGACAUGACCAUCCGCUUCGAAAUGACAUUAACUUAUUGA
Molecule: messenger RNA, 1629 nt
Organism: Peniophora sp. CBMAI 1063
Lineage: Eukaryota; Fungi; Basidiomycota; Agaricomycetes; Russulales; Peniophoraceae
Source: the annotation of a GenBank genome assembly